ACGAAGUCGGAAUCGUUUCAGCGGCGCACUGCCUGGUUGAACUUUCACCCCUGCGUUUUCUUUUGUUUUGAUGUAGCAGAGCAUUAUUGUUACCCACCAAAAUUCGGUGUUUACUCUCUGUUUGCCAUUGACACAGUCCUAAAUGACACACGGAGUAUGUUUCAAAUACGUCGAUCCAACUGUCGGUCAAAUGUAAAGCUCGUUUAAUAUCUGUUUUUAACUGAAUCAGUCGUGCUAACUCGCCGACGUUAGCUGCCCAGCGUCACCAUGGAGCUUUUUUCUGCCAGAUUUUUCUAAUAUCUCGUUAAAGAACGGGUCGUCAGUCUGAACAUCCGAACAACCAAGUGUGGUUUUAACUUCUCUGACGCCCUUGAAAAGCCUGUUUGGUCCCGUUUAAGACCGCAGAAGACGACGGUGUAGAUCUUUCAAUGGGCGAGGAGAAGACAGAACCUCUGGAUUUUGUGAAGGACUUUCAGGAGUACUUGAGUCAGCAGACCCAACAUGUCAACAUGAUAUCUGGCUCUGUCAUCGGAGCGAAAGACAGUGAUGAUCUCCAAGGAGAACUUGGUCAGAAUGGCCUGGAGCACCCAGCAGUGGACAUGUCCUUAGACGAUAGUUCAGGGAUGUUGGUGGAUGGCUUUGAGAGAACAUAUGAUGGUAAACUCAAGUGCCGCUAUUGCAACUAUGCCACCAGAGGCACUGCACGGCUGAUCGAGCACAUUCGCAUCCACACAGGUGAAAAACCCCAUAGAUGCCACUUGUGUCCUUUUGCCUCAGCGUACGAACGCCACCUGGAGGCACACAUGCGCUCUCACACAGGCGAGAAACCUUACAAGUGUGAGCUGUGCUCCUUCCGCUGCAGCGAUCGCAGCAACCUUUCUCAUCACCGGCGUCGCAGACACAAACUCCUCCCCAUGAAGGGGGCCCGCUCCGCUCUCUCUCACCGAAAGAUGCUCAGUGUCCUGCAGAAGAGAGGAAACUCACUUGGUUAUGGCCGCCGGCUGCUCAUCAACCUCAGCCCGCCAUCCAUGGUAUUGCAAAAGCCCAGCUCAGAGCAGCAUCACUUGGGUGACUUCUCCCAUGAUCUCCCUCCUCACGGCCACCUCCAUCAGGUGGCCUAUAACGGUCUAGGAAAGGAUGCACAAGCUGGUGGAGCGAUUGGAAGUGGCUCCAGAGAGGAGCAAGACAUGGUAUUGGACAACCCGCUGAACCAGCUUUCGACUUUGGCCGGUCAGCUUGCCAGCAUCCCGCCGGAAGCCCAAGGUGCACCGGUAUCUCCUGGAGCAGAAUCUCUACCUGACGAAAAACCCACGUUCCUCGUCCAGCAGCCUGUGACAGCACCUGCUGCCAUCUCUGUUAGUGCGGCUCAAGCUUCUUCUCCCAUCACCCCCGAGCCCAGACCGGCUGCACACAGCAGCUGUAGCCCAGGAGUUGGACCCUGCAGUGAGAGAACCAGCACUCCGAGCGGUACCAACAGCCAGCCAGGGACGCCCACCCCAAUACAGGACCCCCAGAUGCUCCACCACUGCCCCCACUGUCACAUAUAUUUCCCUGACAACAUCCUCUACACCAUCCACAUGGGCUGCCAUGGUUAUGAGAACCCUUUCCAGUGUAACAUAUGCGGACACAGGUGCAGAAACAGCUAUGAUUUUGCAUGUCACUUUGCAAGAGGCCAGCACAAAUAAGGACACGUGGGGGAUGCUGGCCUCUUCUUUGCCCUGUUUUACAUAAUACAAUUCUAGUAUCUGGAACAUUCCAAAGACAAAAUCCCUGCUUUGUAAUUAUUGAACUUUCAUCGUUAUGUUAUGCUGAAGUCAGUAAUCCACAUUCAGAGUGUAGAUUUUUUGGUCUUUGAAAAGGUUCGAAUGCUAAUGGUACCCUCGCAUCAAAAACUAUCAUCCCUGAUUAUUCCAGUUCGAGAUCUUGAGAAUUUUCUUUUUAAGAUUUUGCCUCAACUCUCUUGUAUAAGUGCCAGAGUUCAGUAAUCAGUGCCUACAGUUAUUUUCUGAAAGUUGACACUUACAAUUUUUUAUUAUUUUUAUUUUUUACAUUUCAAAUUCAGUGACAUGAAUGAAAGUAAGAGUUAUGGCUAUUCUUACACUUUGGAUUUAAAUGUAGUAUAAUGACAUUGCCACAUUUAAUAUUUUUGUCUUCUAAUUUAAAAUGAUCGCAAAUUAUUACUUGUUUUUUGGUUGAGAGAGCUGCAUUAUUUAAACCUAACUUAAAUCAGCAACAUUGUGAUUGAAGAUGAAAAUUUCUAGCACAGGUAAGUUGACUGUUUAGCACUGAGAAAUAGUGUCCUGUAGGAUUGUUUUCCAAAUUUACUGUAGUGGUCUGAGGUCUUCUCUUUAAUUCAAAAGGGUUUAGCACCAUCACACAUGGCUGUAUACACUGGGUUUGUAAAGCAGUGUUGAUGAUUGUGUUCUGGGCAGUGUGAGCACACUGUUCUCUCUCUUUCAUUUUCUCUCCCUCAUCGCUACCACCAGUGCCAUGCUGUAGAUGUUAUUCGUAAUGUUUUUGGAAGCGUCUGUGGUGCUACUAUUUAAACAUUUCAUAUGCCUGUCUGCAUAAUUAACUGAAUUAUCAGAUAAGUAUUGUACAACAUGUUUUGGUGGAUUUGAUGUUGAAUGUCAAUAAAACCUGACUUAUGC
Sinocyclocheilus anshuiensis is the source of this 2651-nucleotide messenger RNA. RefSeq names its product IKAROS family zinc finger 5 (gene ikzf5). Gene Ontology annotation, biological process: regulation of transcription by RNA polymerase II. The record is from RefSeq and is a predicted model, not a curated record. The transcript is spliced from 4 exons. NCBI's taxonomy places the organism in Eukaryota, Metazoa, Chordata, Actinopteri, Cypriniformes, Cyprinidae. Bases 429 to 1685 code for a protein of 418 amino acids. Gene Ontology annotation, molecular function: DNA-binding transcription factor activity; RNA polymerase II cis-regulatory region sequence-specific DNA binding. Gene Ontology annotation, cellular component: nucleus.